AGAUGUGUCAGGCCACUUUCGGCGAAUGAGUUACAACUGUUCAUAUGGGUAUAGCAAUGCCAAUAGCGAACGAAUAGGCAACGUUUGUCAGCUGUAUACUCGGAUUGAGAUUGUAUUAAUGGUUCUUUGCUAACUCGAAAGAUGGCUACUCAAUUCUCGGAAAAUCGGCACUCUUAGAGACAUAAGCCUAACCGUUUUACGGAAAAUUCACCACGCUCUGCUAUUUAUAUGGAAGGUGUAUAGGGCAGGGAACACUGAGUGCAAUACUGGUGAUUCCAUCGGAGUGUUUCCGGGAUCAAAACCAAAAUCAUCUGAGAGAGAACGCUCCUUAAAAAUUAGUUUGUAUAUAUACGAACAAACUUUCAAUUGCCAAUUAUAAAGAUUCGUAAAGAUGGUAUUUUGAAUUCUUUUCAUUUAUGGUUUUGUCGAUUAGUUUAUGUAGAUAUCUAAUUAGGGUAACGUUCACUCUCUAGCAGAAUUUAUUAAUAGGUAUCAACUCUGACGAAUGGGUUAUUCCUGGAAAUAUAACCAAACAAGUUUAUUGCACAGAUGAUAACUUAUUAGAAUUGAACUGUAACCUUGUGAUAUACUGGAGAGACUAUAUCUUAUUCAAGACAACUCUUCUUUGUUUACUUACACCGAAUUGUGAAUGUGAACAGUGAAAAGAAAUGUUGGUUCUAUUUCUUUUCGUCGCCUUGCUGGCCUGUGGACAAGCAACUCAUUUCAUCACCAAAGUGAAUGAAACAGUUCAUCACAACGUCAUUCUACAAAACAACGAACCAUGGAACCCUGAAAUGUAUGCGAAAAAAAUCAUUCUCAGGAAUUUGACAGGAGCAAUUACUUCCCAGAGUUUCUCAUUGCUAACAGAAGUGGAGGAGAUAUACUUUGCUUAUAGCAGUAUAGAAGCCGUUCUUGAUGAUGCAUUCAAAUAUAAUACAAAAUUAAAAAUUCUCCAAUUCUCGUACAAUACCCAUCUUCCUGUGAUAACAAACGAAAUGUUGAAAAGCUGCAAACAUCUGAGCAAAUUUAUAAUGGGUCAUAACAAGAAGGUUGAUGGUAUAAGCAAAAAUUUAUUCAGCAAUCUUCUCAAUCUCACACAUAUCGAAGUGACAAAACAAAGAGAGAUUCCAAAUAUAUUAACAGAAAACUUUUUCCGCAAUUCAAGGUCAUUAAAAUCCAUUAAGAUUCAUUUCUCGAAUGUAACAGUGGUUGAUUCAGGAGCUUUCGAAGAUUUGUACCAACUAGAGUUUUUGAGCUUGGUAGAGAAUGAAAUAGUUGAUAUCGGUGUGGGUGCUUUUAAGAGCCCGAAACUAGUUGAUGUCUACCUUGGAUGGAACAAACUCACUUCCUUCUCUGGAGAGGAGCUAUCCCAUUUGAGAAGACUAAGAAAUUUGGACAUUUCUUUCAACCCGUUGAAGGUGAUAGACUUGAUAGGAAUCAGAAGAAGUGCUCCAAACUUGUCGGUUCUGUCCCUCGUGAAAACUUCUCUAAGUUGCGAUGAGAAAAAGAGUAUCAAAAUGCAGGAGAGCUCCGAUUUUCAGAUACGAAUGGAUUUGAUGGAAAUUGAAAAAUGUGAAGCAUGAAGAUGGAAAUAUUUUCUUUACUGAUGAUAUUAUUAAUAUGUGAUAUUUACGGAUAACGAAGAAAUAUAAAUAACGUAUAAGACAAAAAUGAAUAAAGGAUUGCAAA
Molecule: messenger RNA, 1689 nt
Organism: Harmonia axyridis
Lineage: Eukaryota; Metazoa; Arthropoda; Insecta; Coleoptera; Coccinellidae
Product: chondroadherin-like
Exons: 2
Coding region: 669-1583 (304 amino acids)
Cellular component (GO): extracellular matrix
Molecular function (GO): protein binding
Source: RefSeq, a predicted model, not a curated record